Molecule: messenger RNA, 1350 nt
Organism: Limulus polyphemus (Atlantic horseshoe crab)
Lineage: Eukaryota; Metazoa; Arthropoda; Merostomata; Xiphosura; Limulidae
Exons: 6
Coding region: 1-1350 (449 amino acids)
Source: RefSeq, a predicted model, not a curated record
AUGGGGGCUGUAAAUGAUUCUGUAGUUUCUCUCAAGGAACACUGCACGGGAACAGUAACAUCUCACAGACAUGUAUCUAAUGUCUCUGAAAAAAGGACUUAUAAUGAGUCUAAUCUUGAUGGAAAACAUGAAAAGUCCAUUGAUAAACAAGAAAACCCAUUUGGUUCUGUUUUGUCAGUUUUAAAGCCAUCAUCCAGUAAGUGGACAUUCAAGAAGACACACAUUUGUGUUGAUUCUUCUCAUAGAAAAAGAAAGCAUAAUUCAGAUUAUUUUCAGCAUUUUCCACCUAAAACACACAAUACAAACCUAAAACUGUUUAAAAAGAAUGAAGACAAGAAAGGUGUAAUAACUAAGGUAAAAGAGGUGCAAAAUGUGCAAAACAUGAAAACUUUAAGUCCUGAUCUUUGCAUGAAUGAAAGUGAGAGUAUAAUAGACAAAGACCGUAAUAAUACAGUUAUUGAAAAUUCUGCUUUUCCAUUUCUCCAGAAUGUAGCAACAGAGAAUACACCACAAAAUGAAUGUAUUUCCUCACAGGCUUCUUUUCAUGUUAAUUUUGAUUUGUGCUUCAGUCCUGGAUUCUAUGAAGAAAGCCCCCUACCAGAUGUUAAUAAAGAUGUUUGUAGUAGUGUGCAGGAGCAAAAAGACCCUCUGUGUGUUUCUUCAUCGAAGCAGGUACCACAGAUACAAGAAUUCAAAGACAAAGGACCUGUUCACUCAGAAGGUUUGAAAGAAAAUGAUAGUAAAUCCUAUAUUGUGAACAUAACAGAUAAAAAAGAUAGUAGAAUGUCUGUUGUAGCUGAACUCCAAGGAAGUAUUCAAGCAGAAACUGAGAUUUCAGCUAUAAAUCAUAAGAAAACCAAUGCUGAAUCAAGAAAGAGAUCACUAAAGUUCUCAGCACCCUUUAAAUUACAAGAUCAGAAAGGUUCAAUCUUAUUAGACCAUUGGAUUAAAGCAGUUGAUGCUUCUACAAAAUUUAUGGACACAGGUGAAAGCAAGAAACAAGUUUUUGAGAUUAUUAAGGAAGCUAGUCAUACAAUUUUGCAAGAAAUUAAAAAUGCUGAAGUCAUAUGCAUUUUAAUGUGCAAUUCAGAUAAAGUAGCUGUAAUGCACAGUCGGGAUGAAACAUUAACUGCAUUAAUUAAAUGUAUGGAUGGACAGACAGUAAAGAAACACUUCUAUGCAAUACCACUGACAUCUAUUAAUGAAGACACUAGGAAUCUUGUAAUUCAUAUGCUGAGUUCAGAAGCUGUUGUGUCAUUCGAUGCCAAGAAUUUGAUUUCUUGUUUGGUUAGUAAAUUGAAGAUAGAAUACAAAACAGGUACAGUAAUGGUAAUUAUAUCUAAAAAUUGA